Anoplopoma fimbria (sablefish) is the source of this 3550-nucleotide messenger RNA. RefSeq names its product mahogunin, ring finger 1b (gene mgrn1b). The record is from RefSeq and is a predicted model, not a curated record. NCBI's taxonomy places the organism in Eukaryota, Metazoa, Chordata, Actinopteri, Perciformes, Anoplopomatidae. The coding region runs from base 225 to 1874 and encodes 549 amino acids. Gene Ontology annotation, biological process: protein ubiquitination; negative regulation of G protein-coupled receptor signaling pathway; endosome to lysosome transport. Gene Ontology annotation, molecular function: ubiquitin protein ligase activity. The transcript is spliced from 16 exons. Gene Ontology annotation, cellular component: plasma membrane; nucleus; early endosome.
CCGUCUCUCUCGCCUCGCUUUGCUUCCUGUUAGCGUUAGCAUUAGCAUUAGCAUUCAUAAACUGAACCCGUAACAUGUCAAACUAACGGAACGUGUUCGUGUCUGCUCUGCUCUGUCUUGUUGUUGACCGUAGUGUCCGUCUGGAGGAAGAGGUGAUCAAAGCAGGUGACGCGCUGUUAGCUGCUAGCUAAGCUAAGCUAACAAGCUAGCACCAGCAGAGGAAGAUGGGCUCCAUCCUGAGUCGCAGGAUUGCUGGUGUCGAGGAUAUCGAUAUCCAGGCCAACUCUGCUUAUCGAUUCCCUCCCAAAUCAGGGAAUUAUUUUGCGAGCCACUUCUUUAUGGGAGGAGAGAAAUUUGACACACCCCAUCCAGAGGGAUACCUCUUUGGAGAAAACAUGGACCUGAAUUUUCUUGGAAAUAGGCCAGUGCAGUUUCCAUAUGUGACGCCUGCACCCCACGAGCCUGUGAAAACCCUGAGGAGUCUCGUCAACAUUAGAAAGGACUCUCUGCGUUUGGUCAGGUAUAAAGAUGACUCUGACGCCACGGUGGAGGAAGGUGGAAAGCCAAAGGUUCAGUAUGGUGUGGAGUUCACCUUUGAUGCUGAUGCUCGGGUGGCCAUCACCCUCUACUGCCAAGCUUUUGAGGAGUUCUCCAAUGGGAUGGCAGUAUACAGCCCAAAGAAUCCAUCACUGGUGUCUGAGACUGUGCAUUACAAGCGAGGGGUGAGCCAACAGUUCUCCAUGCCAUCUUUCAAAAUAGAUUUCACCGAGUGGAAAGAGGAAGAUCUGAACUUUGACCUCGACCGGGGUGUGUUUCCUAUGGUAAUCCAAGCUGUGGUUGAUGAAGGGGACGAUUGCCUCGGACAUGCUCACGUACUUUUGGCAGCCUUUGAAAGACACGUUGAUGGUAGUUUCUCCGUCAAGCCUCUGAAGCAGAAGCAAAUUGUGGACCGUGUGAGCUACCUCCUACAGGAGAUCUAUGGGAUUGAGAACAAAAACAACCAAGAAACCAAGCCAUCAGAUGAUGAGAACAGUGACAACAGCAACGAGUGUGUCGUCUGUCUGUCGGACCUGCGAGAUACACUCAUCCUGCCCUGCAGACAUCUGUGUCUCUGCAACUCCUGUGCAGACACCCUGCGUUACCAGGCCAACAACUGUCCAAUCUGCAGGCUGCCCUUCAGAGCCUUGCUGCAGAUCAGAGCUGUGAGGAAAAAGCCUGGUGCUCUUUCCCCCGUGUCCUUCAGCCCCGUUCUGGCUCAGACUAUGGACCACGACGAGCACUCAAGCACAGACUCAGUUCCUCCCGGCUUUGAACCAAUCUCCCUGUUAGAGGCUCUGAAUGGUCUGCAGUCAGUGUCUCCUGCCAUCCCAUCGGCCCCCCUCUAUGAUGAAAUCAACUUCUCAGGGGUUCCCGGCGGCGACAGCAGGCAGCUUAGCUCCCCAGAGCAUUUAAGUGAUGGAAGUCUGCAGAAAAGCAAAGUCAGCAAGUCACCUGACAGCACCCUUAGAUCUCCAUCCUCCCCCAUCCAGGAAGAAGAUGAAGAGAAGCUGUCUGAGAUGUCCGAUGCUCAGCCACACACACUUCUGUCCAGCAGCCCCGCCCCCACUGACGCCACAGCCACAGAGGACGUGGCUGAAUCUCUGUCUCCGGAUGAUGAGGACAGGAUGCAAGCUGGAGAAGACAUCCUACAGGACUGCAGCAGUGAACACAGCAGCUUGACCAAAACAGAGAGCGACCCACCGGGCGACUUGUCUCUGCCAGGGUCAUCUGAGUCAACAGAAAGCCUGAAAAGUCAGAGCACAAACUGCUCCAGCCAGCCUCUCCUGUGUCCCACAAGCAGCCUUCAUAUGGAAGAUGACCACCUCAACCCCUAACUCUGAUCCAUCCUUUUCCCUCCCAUCCAUCAGAACAGAUGUCUGCGUUACAAAGAUCAUCAAGUUCCUCUAUUCCUUAUACCCGACCACCCAGUCUUCUGAUUCACUGAUCAGAGCAAACGAAAGCCCUGAAAGGAAGUCCAACCGGGCUAAUUGUCUCUGACAUUAGAAAAGAAAUUUGAUUCCUGCAAAGAUGUUCUUGGUCCCUUUCUCUAUGACUGAUGUUAAAAAAGAAAAGUUCCCUGGCUUUGAAAACAUUUCAUUAACUGUCGGAUGGUUGUUCAGUUGUGUGUCUUGACCAGAGUUUUGGUCUAGUUUUGUGGAUUCCAGAGAUAUUUCACUACCUGUCAUGGUGGUUUUAAGCACACUUACUUUAAAUUAACUGUAUCAAUUGCUUAACACUAAAUUCAAAAGAAUUUAUUAAUACGGUUUGUGUCUAGAUAUUGUAUUCAUCAGUGAAAUACAUUAAUGACUUGAGAACUUAUUUUUACAGUAAGGCUGAUUUGAGUUAUGAGCAAACAUUUUAAAACAUAUUACCUAUGUAAUCGUGUGUUCAUUUGAAGUGAUUUUGCACUCCAACAAAAUCGUUUAUAAUCCAUUCCUUAUAACAAGAGUUCAUGAUGAGAUGAGUUUAAGUUGUCUACAGUCUUAAACAUCUACAUGUAAUGUUUAUUAUUUUAAUGAUGUGAUAUCUAUGUAUCAGAACUUUACUAGAAUCCUGUGUGGUUACCUCCAAAAUUGUAUUCUUGCAUAUAACAUAAAAAAAAAUAGAUUCAGUUAACAUGCACAUUAUAUAAGACUUGGAUAAUAAAUAGGAGCUACAGAUUCACAUCCUAACAGCUAAACUCAAAGAUAGCAAAAGCCUGCAACAAGCAUUGAUUCUCCUGCUACAUGUAUGCUGACUCACUAUGGCACAGUAAGCGUGCUUGUCGUAGAUUUCGCAGAUCUCUGUACAGUCUUUUCGUGGCAAUGCUCGUGUCAGCUUAUGUGACGUAGCUGCAAAGAAAGGGGGUCUAGUGUUUGUGUGGCUGCGUCACAUUUACAUGACAUGGUCCUUUAUGUGUAGCGCCAUGCGUAUAGAUCUAUGUGCCUUGAAUUGAUAUGGCUGCCUGCUUGUUGCAUUGGACAUUUGUGUUCGUUUAAAUGCUACAAUAUGAAAACAGUUUUCAUCCCGUAGACUGGAUUUUGAUGUUCAUGUACAGAGCCUUUUUUUUCUAUCGCAAACUUCAUGCUACAGGAAAAUUGUAUCUCGUUAUAGUUGUUGCAAUAUAUAAUUGAAUUUCUUAAUUUACUAUUUUAUGGACAUUUAUUAAUUAUGCAUUUAAUCUUAGUACUUGAGGUUCAAGCAGAUGUUUGAUUGGAAGGACCACAUCCAAUGCAAUAAGUGCAAACAUGGCAUUUUAAUAAUUGGGCUAGCAUUUGCAUGUGAAUUUGUAGUAGAUUAAACCUCUCACUGCUUUUAAGUAACACGGUAAUUUUGUCUUUCCCCCUUCCUCUUCUGUGCCAUUUCAACUUGACACUGUGCCUUCCUGUCCCUGUUCUGACCACUAUUGACCUGGUAUCCAGGAUAACUCCACGGCAGGUGGUUUGUGGCUCUCUGUAAAAUCAAUACUGUCUUUCCUUGUGUGUAUAGCAGCAUGUGUAUGACAAUAAAGAACAAAUAUUCAGUACUUCAA